AUUCCAGCUGUUUGCACGGCUAUUUUCUCUGUGUUAAAAGAGGAAAUUAAGGCUCCAGAUAACUCGGAAGAGUGGCUAAAAAUUUCUGACGAGUUUUAUAGAUUGUGGAAUUCUCCCAACUGCAUUGGAGCGCUUGAUGGGAAACACAUCAGCGUUGUUCCUCCGCCCAAUUCUGGAUCACUUUAUUAUAACUACAAACAUUUUAAUAGUAUCGUACUUCUAGCCUUAGUAGAUGCCAAUUUGAAAUUUUUUUACGUGGACAUUGGUACCAAUGGAAGAGUUAGUGACGGUGGAGUUUUCCACAAAAGUACUCUGAAAAAUAAUAUUGAGCAAAAAAACCUAAACAUUCCAGGGUGGCAGUUUCUCCCAGACACAGAGGAACCUGCUCCUUUUGUGAUUGUGGCAGACGACGCCUUUCCCUUGGAGGAGUAUCUUCUAAAGCCGUAUCCGGGGAAAUUCCUGGAUUUAACGUGCAGGAUAUUGAAGUAUAGGCUGUCUAGAGCUCGAAGGGUAUCGGAGAAUGCGUUUGGCAUUUUGGCUUCUCGAUUUCGCAUUUUUCAAACUCCGAUUUUGUCAGGUCCUGCUAAGGCAAAACAAAUUGUUUUGGCUGCAUGCUCACUGCACAAUUUCUUGAGGUCAAGAUGCUUUGAGCUGUAUACUCCGAUACCCAGCUUAGAUCGAGAAGACCUAGCCCAAAAGAAAAUUCUCCAAGGCAGCUGGAGAAAUGAUACAAAACCUUUAAUUUCUCUGGCUAAGGAUGGGAGAAAGAGGUCCUUUGUUGCCAAGGCAAUCAGGACAAAUUUUCUCAAUUUUUUAAUGGGUCUGGUGCUGUUCCUUGGCAGGAGGACAUGUGCGAUUUGCACUAAAUCUAUUUUACAUGCAAUUGUAUCACUUUUCGUACCAAAAAUAUUUUUCAUCGAUUUCCUAUUUUUUAAAUGAAAGCAUAAAACUAUCAAUAUCGUCAAUAUGUCCAAAUUUUUAAAAAUGUUAAAUUUUUUAUCCUGGAUAUUUAUAAUAUUACAAAAUUUUUUGUUUCUAUGAAAGUUUGGCUGUAUAUACUUAUUUCCAAUCAAUUGUACAUAUCUACUUGUAAAUAAAUUUUUAUAUAUUCUAUAAUGAUUGUACUUAUAUUUUUUGUGAUCAAAUAAAUAAUUUUUUAACCUCUUUUAAUACAUUCUUGAAGUAUAUUGUAUUGGCUUGAACAAUUUAAAUACAACGCAUUUUAACAUUUUUCCUUUUAGGAGAAACUACAGAACUGCUAUUGUAUAAGCUAAUUUGAAUUUUAAAUAAGGAUUUCUUCUAAUAACAAUUUUACAAAUAUUGUUUAUUUGGUAUGUACUUGAUAUAUAG
Molecule: messenger RNA, 1350 nt
Organism: Parasteatoda tepidariorum (common house spider)
Lineage: Eukaryota; Metazoa; Arthropoda; Arachnida; Araneae; Theridiidae
Source: RefSeq, a predicted model, not a curated record